Molecule: messenger RNA, 1548 nt
Organism: Sycon ciliatum
Lineage: Eukaryota; Metazoa; Porifera; Calcarea; Leucosolenida; Sycettidae
Product: band 7 protein AGAP004871-like
Exons: 7
Coding region: 114-959 (281 amino acids)
Cellular component (GO): plasma membrane
Source: RefSeq, a predicted model, not a curated record
UUGAUUGAACAGCACUCGUAUCCUUCCAUAUCCUGGGAGGCCGGAGGAAGAAAGUUCCAGAUUUCAUAAAGUGCAGACGUGCUUGUCUGUAGUUUGAAGUCACUGCUUUCAGAAUGAUUCCGGACGGAAGAGGAAGGUACCACAAUACCGAUGGUGGAGCUGGGGGAGCCCAAGACACUGGGGUGUAUUCCCGCCUCAUGAGUGUGUCCAUCAUGUUCAUGUCUUACUUUAUGGUGCUCUGCACAUUCCCAGUAUCCUUGCUCUUCAUCCUAAAGGUCGUGAAUGAGUAUGAGCGUGCCGUUAUCUUCCGACUUGGUCGCUUGGUGUUUGACGAGCCACGAGGACCCGGAAUGUUCUGGUUCUUGCCUUGCGUGGAUGAGUUCCGCACUGUUGACUUGCGUACCCAGGCGUUCGAUGUGCCUCCACAAGAGAUGCUGACCAAGGAUAGUGUGACUAUCCGUGUCGAUGCUGUGGUGUACUACCGUGUUAAUGGACCCAAUAUCUCCAUCACCAAUGUCAAGAACCCGCACCACAGCACCAAGCUGUUGGCCCAGUCUUCGUUGCGUAACGUUCUUGGAGGCAAGACCCUCGCCGAGGUCUUGAGUGACAGAGACAGCAUCAGCAAGGCCAUGCAGGAAGCUCUUGACAUUGCAACCAACCCGUGGGGAAUUCUCGUUGAACGUGUCGAAAUGAAAGACGUGCGCCUGCCACCUCAGCUCGUGCGUGCCAUGGCCGCGGAGGCGGAAGCAGACCGUGACGCCCGCGCCAAGGUGGUCUCCGCCGAGGGCGAGCAGAACGCAGCGCGCGCCUAUGCAGAGGCCGCUGACACCAUGUCCGAAGAGCCCGGUGCACUGCAACUGCGCUACCUGCAGACGCUUCAUUCCAUCUCCGCCGAAAAGUCCUCCACCAUCUACUUCCCGCUGCCGCUUGACCACUUGGGACCCACCAGUAGACAGUAGAUAACGCUAUGCUGCCUUUGACACUGUACAGUGAUCAUGCAUGCGACUGAAACACGGGCUGGUACUGCUAGGCUGGGGGUAGCGCUACCACUACAGACCAGUGUAAUAUGAUCAUGCCUUGAAGUGGGUACUUGCUCGCAGCAGCAGCAGUACGCUCUCCUUCUCCUUGUUGUUGACCUUGAGCGUUUUUUCUUCUUCUUUUUACUUACACAAUGGACGACCAAGUGUGCCCUCUAGCACCAUGCCCUGCAUGUUGUUGCUGUGAAGUGCAUUGCUGUUGAGCUGCCCAGUGGAGUCCUGACUGUAGCAAUUAUUUUGUACAUCGUGUCACCGUUUUCUUUUCUGUACCUCUUUGCUCUGCCGUGAUGUACGCUCACUAACUGCAGUUUGUGUGUGUGUGUUCCGUCUCUCUUUGCUCGGUGCUUGUAGAGAGCUUUUAUGUACCUGGGCACUUGACAGUUGAUUCCAGUCCAAGGACUAGAGAAGCUGGGGCUGUAGUGAGUCAUUGAGAGCUUUUUUUAUGCUGUUUUGCUUUUUGUUAUUGUUUCUAAUCUUUGUUGUUGGCAUGGUUGAGGAACAUAACAGUUCU